This is a messenger RNA of Drosophila innubila, 924 nucleotides long. RefSeq names its product heat shock protein 26-like. NCBI's taxonomy places the organism in Eukaryota, Metazoa, Arthropoda, Insecta, Diptera, Drosophilidae. The transcript has a single exon. The coding region runs from base 166 to 795 and encodes 209 amino acids. The record is from RefSeq and is a predicted model, not a curated record. Gene Ontology annotation, molecular function: protein folding chaperone. Gene Ontology annotation, biological process: protein refolding; response to heat.
AUAAAAGCAGCCGGUGUCGCUUUGUUUGUCUCAGUUGUAAAACUAAAUUCGUUAGAAGCACAUCUCGCUGCGCGAAAUAAAGAGAACAUAACGGGAAAAAAUUAACUUUAUAAACUCCAUUUUCUCUAAAAGUAUUGGAUCAAGUAAAAAAAAAAGGAAGAGAAUAUGUCGCUCUCUCAACUGUUUAAUCUGGUUGAUGCCCUGCAGGAGAACUGCGAUCCCAUCUACGACUUUGGCAUGGGGAUGCAUCCGCGCCAGCUGCAGUCCCUGGCAGCUUCGCCGGCUUUACUGUAUCCCUGGCAGUGGGCUCAUCCUGCCUGUCCAGCAUUGGCGGGUAACAAGAUGAUGACCAAACGUCACAAGCGUAAGCACGAAAAUGGAGGUGGCGAUGUUUGGAGCAUGCCCAUCUCCCAGGUGGGCAAAGAUGGCUUCCAGGUGUGCAUGGACGUGACUCAGUUCAGUCCCAAUGAACUCACUGUCAAGGUUGUGGACAAGUCCAUAGUCGUCGAGGGAAAGCAUGAGGAGCGCGAGGAUGAUCAUGGCUACAUUUCGCGCCAUUUUGUGCGUCGUUAUGCUCUUCCCGAGGGAUACGAGGCCGACAAGGUGAUGUCCUCGCUGUCCUCCGAUGGAGUGCUCACUGUGAACGUGCCGAAACCACAGCCCAUUCAGGACAAGUCCAAGGAGCGUGUGGUUCAGAUCCAGCAGGUUGGACCUGCUCUUCUGAAUGUGAAGCAGAAUCAGGAGGAGAAGCAGAAGCAGGGAGAGAAGCCUACCAGUGGUCCCACCAAUGCCUAAUAGAUGUGGAUCUAGUCGCAUUAUCCUCAUUCCUACUGAUAUCAUAGAUUUAUAUCGAGCAAAAGACUAAUAUGUAAUAAUAAACUAAUGUUAGUUUUGAAAAUUAAUAAAAAAAAUGUUGAAAAACAA